GAGCGUUCUUCAUUUCUCAUUUGAGGCAAAUCUGCUCAAUGUGUUGAGCAUAAAAGAGAUAAAAGAUAUUUUACACUAAUUUUGAAAAAUAAAUGAAUAAAGAAUUUUGCAAAUAUAUAAUAAAUAGAGGAUCUUUUUAGAGAAAUAGUGACAAACUAUUGAAAGAUGUCGGAAGCAGAGGCAGUAACUUCAGCACCAAAAACAAGCAUAAGCGAUUUGAGACAGUUUCGUAUUAAUAAAAAUCUUGCAGCUGCUGCGACUAGCAAAACUGCAGUUCUUCUUCCCGGCAAGAAACGCAUACAGGUGAUGCCCGAUAGCGAUAGUGAUGCAGAUAUCACUCCAAAGAAAAUUAAAAUUGAGUUAAGUGUCGAAGAAAAAGAGGAACGUUUCCUGGCCAUUGCUAAAAUAGCUACGGAUUACGAUACUAUGGAUAUACAAGACUCUUUGGUUCGUUCCAAUUGGGUAAUUGACGAUGCUAUGAAAUAUUUAAAAGACAGACGUAUGCCGAAAAGAGGCCCAGAUUCUUUUCAAGGUUCCAAUAAUAAAGUAGUCGUUCCUCCUUCAGCAAUAAUAACGGUAAGAGCAACAGCACCAGCAAAACCAGCAGCAGCACCAGCAAAAACGACAGCAACAAAUGGGACAAUAAAAUCUCGAACUAAGAAAUCGUCAAGUUAUGGUUCGGAUGAUGAAGAUUCAGGUGAUCAGGCUUUUGCUAAAGGUCAAGUUUACGAUAGUGACGACAGCGAUACUGAGGCUUCUCACGAAAUGACCGGUCAACGGAAAAAGGUGUUUGAAUUUAUGAAUACCGCUACUCCAAUGGAAUUGCAAACUGUUAAAAACCUCUCUGAGAAGAAGGCUAGCAUUAUACUAGAAUUACGUCCUUUUAAAGACUGGACUGACCUAUGUCAAAAAUUAGAGUCGAAUAAAGCUUUGUCAGCUGAGUUGCUUAAUCAUACCCAAGAACUAUUAAACAAACAGAACAAUGUAGCUAACAUAUUAACUAAGUGCAACAAGUUAGUACAACGCCUAGAAACGGCAAUUGAGGCUGGUGCAGGCAUCGUGGAGCAGCCUAAAAUACUUAAUAAAAAAUUUAAAUUGGCUGAUUAUCAGCUAAUAGGCUUGAACUGGUUAACUGUAAUGCACAAACAGCAAAUGAAUGGCAUUCUAGCUGAUGAGAUGGGCUUAGGUAAGACCAUUCAAGUAAUUGCUUUCUUAGCCUACCUGAAGGAAAACAAUCUAGCUAAGGCGGCGCACUUGAUCGUGGUGCCGUCGUCCACUUUGGAUAAUUGGGCUGCCGAAUUAUCUCGGUGGUGUCCCAGUUUAGUGGUAGAGAGGUAUCAUGGUAGCCAAGAGGAACGCAAACGCAUGCGUAUACGCUUCGCUAAAGAAGGCUUUACUGGUUUCGAUAUAUUACUUACAACUUAUCAUAUCGUGGCAAGUACACCCGAGGAGAGGAAAAUGUUUCGCGUUUGCAAAUUGCAUUAUGUGAUAUUUGAUGAAGCCCACAUGUUAAAGAAUAUGACCACGCAACGUUACGCCAACUUGAUAACAAUCAAUGCUGAAAUGCGUAUUCUUUUGACAGGCACACCACUGCAAAACAAUCUCCUGGAAUUAAUGUCUUUAUUGUGUUUCGUCAUGCCCAGCUUUUUCGGGAAAAAUGUUGAGGAUAUCAAGAGUUUGUUUGCCAAGAAAAACAAAGCUGAAAACGGAAACGAAGAAGUUUCUCAAUUCCAAGAAACACAAGUGGAGAGAGCAAAACGUAUUAUGAAACCGUUUGUACUGCGGCGUUUGAAGAAGGAUGUUCUUGGCAAUCUCCCCAAGAAACACACUCAAGUCGAAAAAGUCCCGAUGUCAGAAAUUCAAAAACGUUACUAUAAUGACUUGGUUGAAUAUUAUUCAAACAAUAAAGGCGAGAUUUGCAGCGGCGAUCGUGCUGGUGUUACAAUCAUGGUCGAAAUGCGCAAAUUAGCCAAUCAUCCACUACUGGCCCGUUAUUUUUUUGACGAUGCUAAACUGCGGGAGUUCUCUAAACGCCUAGCCACAGUGCCAACGUAUAAGAAAUCAAAUCCGCAGUAUAUUUUUGAAGAAAUGGCAGUGAUGUCCGAUUUUCAAGUUUGGCAGUUGUGUCAUAAGCACGAACUUUUGGAUGUCAAAAUUCCUGAAGACUUAAUAUGUGAUUCUGGUAAAUUUCAAUUUUUGGACUCGCUACUGCCCAAGCUAAAGGCAGAGGGGCAUCGGGUAUUGAUUUUUAGUCAGUUUACCAUGAUGUUGGAUGUUGUAGAGAAAUAUUUAGAUAUAAGAAAACAUGGCUAUUGCCGUUUAGAUGGUUCCACUGCUGUUGAAGAACGCCAGGAUAUGAUUAACGAUUUCAACACAGAUUCUGGUAUAUUUAUAUUUUUACUAUCUACUAAGGCAGGUGGCGUGGGUAUUAAUUUAACGGCCGCCGAUACGUGCAUUAUACAUGAUAUAGACUUUAAUCCGUACAACGAUAAGCAGGCAGAAGAUCGUUGCCAUCGUAUGGGGCAAACACGGCCCGUUACAAUAUACCGUCUCAUAUCAGAAAGCACCAUUGAGGAAGGUAUGCUUCUCGUCGCCGAAGAAAAGUUAAAACUUGAGCAGGAUAUUACAUCUAACGAGAAGGGCGGCGAAGUUCAAGAGACUAAAUGCGUCGUUCGACUACUAACCAUGGCUUUGGGUCUUGAUAAAGACGAAGAAGAGCAACUAAAUAAAUCCAUUAACAAUUCAUUAACGUCUCCCUCCAAAUAGACAGUUCCAGCAUAAUAUUUUAGUACAUAGUUUUUCGUUUUGUCUCCUUCAUUCCUUCAUAAACAAAAUUAUGCGUGUGUUUGGUUUUUUUCCAUUAUUGUUUAUUUACAUAACAAAUUUUUUUGGUACAAACUAAAGUUUUACAUAAGAGCUCGUGUUUUAACUCUUUGUUGUCACCACUUCUAAUUCUAAAAUCUGUAAAAUUAUUGUCAAUCGUUUUGUAACUUUAUUUUAUUUAAUUCCUCGUUCACUUUCAACUGGGAGAAUUGAAGAAGUGUUCACGCUAAGUAAAUUUACACACACAACUUGAAAAAAUAUAUAUACAUACAUAGAUCGAAAGGGUGAAAUGUGCCGAU
Molecule: messenger RNA, 3122 nt
Organism: Glossina fuscipes
Lineage: Eukaryota; Metazoa; Arthropoda; Insecta; Diptera; Glossinidae
Gene: Etl1
Product: SWI/SNF-related matrix-associated actin-dependent regulator of chromatin subfamily A containing DEAD/H box 1 homolog
Exons: 7
Coding region: 166-2766 (866 amino acids)
Cellular component (GO): nucleus
Molecular function (GO): ATP binding; ATP-dependent chromatin remodeler activity; DNA binding
Source: RefSeq, a predicted model, not a curated record